Drosophila willistoni is the source of this 3202-nucleotide messenger RNA. RefSeq names its product enolase-phosphatase E1. The record is from RefSeq and is a predicted model, not a curated record. The transcript has 3 exons. The coding region runs from base 118 to 3012 and encodes 964 amino acids. Lineage: Eukaryota; Metazoa; Arthropoda; Insecta; Diptera; Drosophilidae.
GAAGCCAAAAGCCCAGGGUUGUGCGCGAAAACUAACGGAACUUAUGAAAAAAUACUUCACGUGGUAUUGAAAAAUUUGUUGUAACUUUUCUUUGUGGAAAUCCAGAAAAUAUUUAGAAUGCGCGAACGCGAAAAAAGAGCACUGUGGGAGGAAAUGGUAUACCAAUGUGGUGGAAUCUUCUCGGAUGAGGAAUUGUUUAAGUUUCAUAAGAGGUUCUUAAGGAGUUGGGACACUUGUGAAUCCGUAGUAAUGGUGAAAAAGGAAGAUUUAAUGGAACCACUACGAAAGCGUCUAGUGGCGGCGCCAGCAUCGGAAAAAAAUAAAUCGAGAUCUGCGUUGACUGGAACUAAGCGUCGUUUUAGCCAUCAUCAGGAACACUCCGAUGAUUCUGAAGAAUCACUACCUUUGGCUGUUUGGAAAAAACGUGCAAACAAUAAAGAACAAAGGCCAACAGAAUCUCACGUUGCUCAUGUGCCCAAAGCUAAACGGAGCCUUGGUCGUCCCUCAGAAAGUGCCAGGCUUCCGGAGCCGCAAAAUGGUGACAUGUCAGAAGCAGCUAAAACGAUUGCCAAAUUUACUAAGAGUCAGGAAAGGUUCCGUGCGAGUGUGCCAGUCGACGAGGAAUUGGAGCGGUUCAGAAAGGCAAAUUUGGAUGCGUUGGUGGCAGAGAAGAGAAUAGAGCAAAAUGCGGAGAUGAAAGCACAGCGCUUAGCAGUGGCGCAACGGAAAUCAAAGAACUCUGCCGUAAAAGUUAUCGAUGAAGUGCAAGCAGCGCAUAUUGCACCGGGGGUAAUUGAUUUGUCACCACCUAAAGAAUUGCCGAAGAAGGAUACCCGUAAGAUGCCAGGUGACAGCAAAAAGAUUGCUGAGAGGAUCAGACCAAUUACCCAAGUACGCCCACCGGGGGUAAUUAAUUUGUCACCAGCUACAGAAAUGCCAAAGAAGGAUACCCGUAAAAUGUCAGGCGACAGCAAAAAGAUUGCUGAGAGGAAUGGACCAAUUAUCCAUUUGAAUGAUUCGGUGCAACAAAAAGUGGGCGCACCUUUGAUGUUAACUUCCAUACGCUUUGAUCAUACCUAUAAUCUGGCUCCAACUACAGACGACAAGAAUUUGCAAACGAAACAACAGAAAUAUAAUGAUACGGCAGGUGUAACCAAUGAUAUUGAAGUUGAAGAGCUUUUAAUAGACGAUGCUUUGGAAAUGACUACUCCAAUUACGGAAGUUAAUAUGGAUUUAUGUGAAAUCUUGGAAAAUGAUUUGGUGAGUGAAAUUGAAAUAUUCACGAAUGGGGAUAACGCUCAACUCGAUAUGCAUGUGGAUAAUGGAAUAGAGCUCUGGUUACGGGAUAUCGAUACCGAAAUGCCAGAUAAAUUGGAUUAUGAAUUAAAUGAAAAACAAGACAAAAACAUUCCAAAUUGCAUAGAUGCAAUUAAUUCAUUAACUGACGAUAUGCCGCCAUUAGUGUUCGAAUCAAGCGGAAAUAACGACACAUUAAAUGAAUUGGGACAUUAUGAUGAACAGCAAAAUGAGCCGCCAAAUUUUGAGAACAUUUUAAUUAAUCAGUUAUCUAAUAAUAGUACAUUAUUGGAACUAAAAGCAGAAUCAGACAUACAUAAUCAUAAUAAGGAGGAAUUCCUAUUGGAGGAUCAGUUGGCAACGUCGUUGAAAUCAAAGGAAACUACAGUAAACAAGACUCCAUUGGAGCUGGAAGCCUCUGAAAACAAUGAUCUAAGCUAUGAUUACGAAGAUGAUGAUGUGCUGUCAGUGGCUGCCUCCUGUUAUGACUUAGAAGAUUUGAUAAAUGAUGAACCAGCAGUAAAAAAAGUGUGCCAGCAGCAGGAUGAAAAGAAGGAAAAAAUAGAUCUACAGAAACUAAAAGAGCAGCCAAAGGUUAUGCAAUCCCUAUAUAAGGCGUCCGAGAUUAAACCUAAACCUAAACCUAAACCAGUUGCAGUUGCGAAAAAUCUGGAACCACUUGCAGAAGCUGCAAAACCGGAACCAAUUGAAAAUCCACAAGAUGAAGUUAAUAUAAAACGUGCCCAGGCCUUGGCUGCCCGUCGUCCAUCCGUUAAUUGUCCUGUAUUUGCUCCACCCUAUCGGCUGCCACAAGUGCCAAAUACUAAUGAUAAUAUAGCGUGUGUAUCCACUGACAAUUACAAUGCCACGAAUCUUGGAAUAUUCGGCAUCAAGUGUUGGCCAAAUUUGGACCUUGAUUGCCAGAAAGUGGAUUGUCAUCAUGAAGCUCCAAACAUUCCCGAAGUCGUCAGACGUCUAAUGCGUCUCGAUGAGAGCGAGUUGAUCACCAGCUACGAGGCAAUCAGAGAAAGCAGCGUUCUUUUUCAACAAUACAUAACGCACUUUGCCGAUAUAUUUGCCAACCGUCGCAUGUUUAGAUGCUUACUUCAAACGAUUGUAGAUUGUCGUCUGUAUAAAGAAUUCAUCGCCCCUUGUUUGCUCCACCUUUAUACGGCUUUUAAGCAAUUUGGAAAGGAAGCCGAGGGUCUGAAAUGCAUUAUGCAACAUCUUUGGUUGCCGAGCAAGGCAAUUAAGUUUAAAGAAUUGACCGAAGCCAUUUUGAAUAUUUUGUCGUCGGCCAAUUGGUCAGAUUAUGCGACAGAAUUAACGGAUUUGUUUAAGACCCAUCACUUUCCCAUGCCAAAUGAUUUUAUGACAGCUAUUGUAAAAUCGGCCUUGAUGAAGAGAGAAUUAUUGCAGUUGGCUUUACAGUUGGUGCUGUUACGACGCGUCGAUGGAGUCCAUGACAAGGCCCUUAUUGAAACGCUAAAAAUGAUAGCUAACAGCGAUGGCACUUCGCAACUAGAAUCUACGACUAUCACAGCAACGUCUGAGACAUUGCAGCAGCAACCUAAUAGUAGUGAAUGCCAAAAUGGUUCGACUAAUGAUGAAUGUGUUAGCAAGAAUCGAGCUAGAAUAUUAUCCGUCGACUACCUGCAUACCGCAGCGAAUGGAGUCUCCACUUGGCACCCCUUAGAUAAUUACAAACCCAAAUAAGAGCAAUUAUCAUUAAUGAUAACAAUAUGAUAAACGAAUUAUAACAUAAAUUCAUUUAAGGCUCUUUAAUUUACUGAUUAUUUUCGUACACAUUUUCAAAUGUUCUAUUAAAUUUUCAAGAAGAAAUGAAUUCUGUAAUCCUUAUUAACUGUUUGACUCACUUUAGCGUUAUUAUUAAGUAAUUAAUUAA